Camellia sinensis is the source of this 717-nucleotide messenger RNA. Its product is annotated as fasciclin-like arabinogalactan protein 19. NCBI's taxonomy places the organism in Eukaryota, Viridiplantae, Streptophyta, Magnoliopsida, Ericales, Theaceae. The record is from RefSeq and is a predicted model, not a curated record.
UUCAAAACACAUAUAACAAUAUAACAAACUACAAAAAGUUGUACUAUUUGGAAAAUAUUUACCAAAAGUUGGGGGUUUUGCAACUUCCUCCUCAUAUUCUUCCUCCCUCCACCUUCACCGUCACCGUCAUCGCCGUACCAGACCAAGAACUCGAAUCGAUGCUGGCGGUGUUGAGAACCAGAGGCUACAACCUCUUCUGCAACGCACUCACUACCUCCGACCUCUACUUCGAUCUCCUCGCCGGAACUUCAUUCACCGUCUUCGUCCCCACCGACUCUUCUCUCUUCGCUCUCGACAUGACUUCUUCGGCCUCUGUUUACGUCACCGCCCUUCGCUACCACAUCGUUCCUCUCCGGUUAUCCCUCGCGGAUCUCCAGAAUCUCGCCUCCGGUUCCAUUUUGCCCACGCUAUUGCCGAUUCACGAUAUUCAAGUUCAGAGGAGGCCCGAAUCAGAAAACUUUACCGCCAAUGGCGUUGAUGUUGUGCCUGGUCUGUUCUUCGGCUGAAACAUCGCGGUUCAUGGAUUGGGAGGUAUUCUCAGUUUCAGAACACAGAUCGGUCUAGGUCAUGGAUCUUCGCUUCCGUCACCGGCAAAUUUGUACAAUAAUCAAAGUUGAUAUGGCUUUGGGGAUUUUGCUUCAAAAUGGUUUUGGGGAUUUUGGUUUUAAAGAUUUUAGGGAUUUUGGGUUGGUUCAUAAAGGUUUGGGGAUUUUAGGG